AUGGAUACCGCGAACUUGGAGGAGCCAAAGACGGAAGAUCAAGGCGGUUCGAGAGAGCAGGUUCCAAAUCUGUCCAAGCUAAUUGCGUUUCUGAACUUCAGCUAUAUCUUUGACUUUCUACCUACGAACACAGUCACCCCAGAGUCAGAUCCCAAGGACGGAAUCAUCGAGAAUCGAGUAGAUUUCAACCUAUUCCAGUCAGCUGAAGAUGAUUCGCGCGAAGAGGCGAGGCGCGAGGCCAAGAACAAGGCUCCCAACACUGCGUUUCGAUGGGUUCACAUACCCGUCAAUGACACCGAUUUGGUCCAACUAUCCGAUACAUGGGAGCACAGGGUGCGACCGACGUUAUCAGUUCCAGAAUAUUCUGUCCCAGCUCACGCUUGGUACAUGGAGCCAUCCUUCCAAGUGCAAGGCGAGGACAAGACAACGUUUGCAUUGUUUCUUCCUUAUUUGAACUGGGACAUAUUUAAAAAUCUCAAAUGGUUCGGAGGCACUCUGUGCGAAUCGCCAUCUCCCUCACGACAUCUGAGAAGAACCCUGGAUCAGUUCUUUUACUCUGGACUACAGAAUACAAAGGUCCGAGAUGCUCAGCAAACUGUCUCAAAGUGGACAGGCAGGAGUCCAGGCGUCGGGACCGACGGAAGGACUGAGGCGGCAUCGGACAGCCUUGUCGUUAUGGUCGAUCAACUCUGGGUGUGGCUUGUACAAGAUGCCUCAGUACCGACAUUGAUCUCAUGCUUCCCUUCUGAUGAUUUCGAACAUCAGAAGCAUCCUACUGGACAAUCCACCUUUACUGGUAUCAUGCGUUCGAUCGUUCGGGACUUCUCACCAAUUGCCGAUGUGUAUGAUUUGACGGGUUCUCUGGUUAUGCACUCCAUAACGAAUAUCUUCAAAGAUGAGAAUAGCAAAUUCGGCGACCUGGUUGCUAUUUAUAGAUUGGCGAUCGGGAUCAAGGCGGCUCGACAUACCGAAAAGCUCGAGUCUUUUAGUGAACGACAAUCGUCUCGCAACCGAGAACACCCUGCAGCUGAGGGAACUGAUGAGUUGAAACUUAUCCUAGAGAUUGCAGAUAUCCUUGACGAGCUUAAUAUGCUGCUCCUCAUACUAGAGAAACAGGCUCGCGUGUUAGCCUCGCUGCAGACAAAUUUCCACCGACUCAAGCCCUCAGACCGUAAGGCAAAAGAAGGAGUUGACCAACGUGAAAUCCUGGUCACAAACAGCACGUUGCACAACGUCAUAAUUAGGAACGGUGCAUCACGUAUUGGGUUCGACCACUCGGAUCUGCACGGGCUCGAAAUUUUAGGCGAGGAAAGGAUGAGCACAAUUGACGUCCUACAUAUUGGUGGCAAUGCCGGUGUUUUACUUCAACAGGCUGAACAAAAGCUGAGAUUGGAACAGUCCAACACUGAGAGACUCCAGGCCGAUGCGGCGCAGACACACAAACUGCUUCUGGAGCUACUUAACCUUGAACAAACAGCUGCGAGUCUGAAGGAGGCCCGUGAUACAACCAAGCAAGGAAAAGCCGUCAUGUUGUUUACAAUCGUUACCAUCAUCUUUCUUCCUCUGUCCUUCUUCACCUCCUACUUCGGCCAGAAUGUGUCUGAGAUAACUGGGGAUGCGAACAACCCAACCUCUGGCGAACUUUGGAAGAUUGCAGGUCCAAUAUCAGUCGUGGUGAUCAUCUUCGCCCUUCUCGUUGCCUUUUUUAUCAUGUUUCCCUGCAAGGAGUGGAAGAAACGUGAACACCAGCAGGCGCAACCCCGUGCAGGCCAUCAUGUGCAGGUCUAA
Molecule: messenger RNA, 1788 nt
Organism: Fusarium vanettenii 77-13-4
Lineage: Eukaryota; Fungi; Ascomycota; Sordariomycetes; Hypocreales; Nectriaceae
Exons: 9
Coding region: 1-1788 (595 amino acids)
Biological process (GO): transmembrane transport; metal ion transport
Cellular component (GO): membrane
Molecular function (GO): metal ion transmembrane transporter activity
Source: RefSeq, a predicted model, not a curated record